This is a messenger RNA of Uloborus diversus, 2144 nucleotides long. Its product is annotated as BRCA1-associated protein-like. Gene Ontology annotation, molecular function: ubiquitin protein ligase activity; zinc ion binding. Lineage: Eukaryota; Metazoa; Arthropoda; Arachnida; Araneae; Uloboridae. The coding region runs from base 1 to 2031 and encodes 676 amino acids. Gene Ontology annotation, cellular component: cytoplasm. The record is from RefSeq and is a predicted model, not a curated record. The transcript is spliced from 17 exons. Gene Ontology annotation, biological process: protein ubiquitination; Ras protein signal transduction.
AUGUCCAUUUCACUCAUUGCAUUGCGUCUAGAAGUAGCCGAAGAUUAUCCUUUGUUACCUCAUUUGCACUUUUCAGCAACAAGACAAAAGAGGGUUAUGCCACUCUCCGAUACAAACCAUACAAAAGGAGAAGGAUCAAAGGAAGAGACUCCCCCAGUUGAGGAAGCUCAGAAGGUAUUUCCUGUUGAUAAAUGCCGUGGGUCACGCAAGCUUCAGGAAAUGACUGUAGAAACAUUGAGCAAUUGCAGUGCUGCAGAAAAUAGUUCUAAACCUGAUGUAAUUUCUGAAAAAAAGUUGAAUCCUUCAGAGCCAGAAAACGAAAGUAAACAAAUUAAAGUAACCCCUGAGGGAAAGCCUUUAAAACUAAAACCAUGUGAUAAAAAAGCUCAACAAAAUGCUUCAAAGAAAAACUUAAAAAGUAAUUCUUUGAUCAAAGAUAAACAAGGAUCGAAAGUUAAAGAUAGUUCCCUUAUUGCUAGUAAAGGGAAUGAAAUGUCUCCAACAGUUUGUAAUACUGCUAAACCCGAAGAAAAAAGUGAGAUUACGAAUGUGAAUGUAACAGUAGAAGAGGAUAAAGAUAAAGACCCAAAUGACGGUGAUGAUGGGGAGAAUGCAAUCAAUGCCGAGCGACGUAACAGGCUGAUGCACUCACCACCCAUUCAUUUUUCAUCAGGAAAUCAUUUUGUGGAUGUUACGAAGGGGUUGCUGCAUUUGUAUAAAGAAAAUCAAAGAACUACACUUGCUGAAGAAGCAGAAAGAAGUGAAAUGCUGUGUAUUUUAGCUGUACCUGCUGCUAUGACUACUCAUGAUCUGUUGCAGUUUGUUGCUCCAGUCUAUGAUGACAUCGAACACAUGAGAAUCAUUCGUGAAAAUAAGCCCAACCAAUAUAUGGUGCUAGUAAAAUUUAGAAACCAGUUAUCGGCUGAUAUUUUCUAUAAAAACUUUAAUGGAGAAAGAUUUAAUUCCAUUGAGCCUGAAGUCUGCCAUCUUGCUUUUGUUGCAAAAGUGGAAACUGUAAAGGAAUCAGAGGAAGCCUAUGUUCCUUUGCCUGGACAUACAGAACUGCCUACAUGCCCUGUCUGUCUUGAAAGAAUGGAUGAAUCAGUGGAAGGCAUUUUAACAAUUCUUUGUAACCAUUCAUUUCAUGGUAGUUGCUUGGCAAAAUGGGGUGAUACUAGUUGUCCUGUCUGUCGGUAUUGCCAGACACCUGAAGUAAUGCCUGAUAACAGUUGUGUCGAGUGUGGAUCAAAAGAUAGUUUAUGGAUUUGUCUCAUUUGUGGACACAUAGGAUGUGGCAGAUAUGUUGAUGGCCAUGCAUAUCACCACUUUCUGGAUACUCAACACACAUACGCUAUGCAGUUGGGUAAUAGCCGUGUGUGGGAUUAUGCUGGAGAUAAUUAUGUUCAUCGUUUAGUACAAAAUAAGGCGGAUGGAAAGCCUGUUGAACUGGAACCUCGAUGGAUGGAAAAUGAAGAAAAAAUGGAUUCAAUGCAGUUGGAGUACACAUAUUUGUUAACGAGUCAGUUAGAGGCACAGAGACACUAUUUUGAAGAUAGAAUAACCAGAUUUGAAACUGAAGCACUGAAACAGUUGGAAGAGAUGAAAGAGAAGACUAAGCAUGCUGUUGAUGAAAGAAAGCAGUUGGAAGAAAAGCUAAAUAGGGUCACGAGAGAAAAACAGGGACAAGAAAAGAAAAUAGCACAAGUGUCUGCAAAAUUGAACAAAAUUAUGUUAGAACUCAAAGAUGAGAAAGAGAUGAAUAAGUGCCUUAGGCAAAAUCAAGCUUUGUGGCAACAAAAGUUGAAUAUUGCAGAAAAAGCCCUGAAAGAAAUUAGAGAUGUAAAAGAUAAAGAAAUUUUAGAUCUCCAGGAGCAAGUAAGAGAUUUAAUGUUUUACUUUGAUGCAAAAGAUAAAUUGCAAGAUGUGCCUAAUGUUUCUUCUCAAGAAAUUCAAGAGGGACAAAUUGUUAUUGAAGAAGCUUCUGGAAUUUCUACAGAAGCGGCAAAGCCACGUAAAAAGAAGCAUCGUUAAAUGUUUUGAUGAUUCAAUUUUAAAUUUCUAUUUUGUAAAUUGUAAAAAUAUAAAUGCACUUGUGCAGUUAUGACUUUUUUGCUUUUUCUUUAUAUUUUGAAAAAUGUACAUAU